AUGGAGCAGAAAGUCGACAAAUCCGCCACCGCCGUCCGAGAUGUCGAAGAACCCCCUUCCAACACCAUCGACGACGCCCUCGUUUAUAUCCAAGCCCACCGCGAAGAUGAGCAAACGCAAGAAGGAGCGAGCGAUAUCCGACGGCUGAAGAGGAAAGUCGACAUCUACGUGAUUAGUUUCUUGAUGUUGUGCUAUAUGUUGAAUUUUCUGGAUAAAGUCCUGCUAAACUACGCCCAAGUCAUGUCCCUCCCUGCCGACCUCCACCUGCAAGGGAACGACUUCUCCAACGCCGCGUCAGCGUUCUUCAUUGCGGAUCUUGUGGCUGUCGUGCCGAAUAUCUACCUCCUCCAACGCCUCCCCACAGCGCGCUAUCUCGGCACCAGCCUGGCCCUCUGGGGCAUCUGCACAGCCUGCCACGCGGCGCUGCAGAACUACGGAGGACUGCUAACCGUCAGAAUCCUCUCCGGCGCAUUCGAAUCAGUCGUGCCAUCCGCGUUGAUGCUGAUCAGUAGUCAAUGGUACACCCGAAGGGAGCAAGCGGCGAGGUUCGCGUGGUGGUAUUCCGGAAUGGGCAUCGGCCAAAUCCUCGGCGGUCUCAUCUCCUUCGCCUUCCAACACGUCCCCCCAUCCGCCGCCCUCUCAGGCUGGCGCACAAUGUUCCUCGUCCUAGGCCUCUGCACGCUCCUCAUCGGCCUCCUCGUCAUCGCCUUCGUCCCCAACACCCCCAUGGACGCGCACUUCCUCACGUCCGGCGAGAAACUCGCGCUCCUGCGGCACGUUCAGAAAAACCAAACAGGCAUCUCGGAGAAGAGGAAUUUCCAUCCAGCCCAGAUUCUGGAGGCGUUGCGGGAUUUCCAGGUCUGGGCUGUGUUUGCGAUUGUGGUGCUGCAGAGUGUCGGUGGAGGGGUGAUUACGACGUAUUCCGCACUACUAAUUAGAAAUUUCGGGUUUUCGAGUCGGGAGGCAGCGUUGUUGAAUAUGCCUGCGGGGGUGAUUAAUAUCCUGUCGUCUUUGAUCUGCGGUCUCGCCUCCCGCUACCUCUCCCACCGCUGGCUCUUCACCACCCUGCUCACCCUUCCGUCCAUCCUCGGCGCCAGCCUCCUCGCCUUCCUGCCCUCCACGUCCUCGCGCGCCGCCCUCCUCGCGGGGAUCUACCUCGUCAACUUCAUCACCGGCGUGCAACCUGUAGAUUUCCAGUGGCUGAUGUGCAAUACCGCGGGGCAUACCAAACGGGCGUUUGCAUCGGCGGCUUUGAACGCGGCGUUUGCGGUGGGGAAUAUUGUUGGGCCGCAAACGUUUAGGGAGAGCGAGAGGCCGGUGUUUCGAACGGCGAAGGUGGCGCUUGUGUGUUGUUGGUGUGUGAGUGUUGGGGUGGCGUGGGUGUUGGUGGGGUAUUAUGUUGUUGUGAACAGGAGGAGGGAUGGAAAGGGUGGAAGCGAUGGUGAUGGGGAAGUGGAGGUGGAGGAGAGGAAAGCGUUUGCUGGGUUAACGGAUAAGCAGAAUUUGAGCUUUCGAUAUCAAUACUAA
Messenger RNA from Zasmidium cellare ATCC 36951, 1527 nucleotides. RefSeq lists its product as uncharacterized. The record is from RefSeq and is a predicted model, not a curated record. Bases 1 to 1527 code for a protein of 508 amino acids. Gene Ontology annotation, biological process: transmembrane transport. Lineage: Eukaryota; Fungi; Ascomycota; Dothideomycetes; Mycosphaerellales; Mycosphaerellaceae. Gene Ontology annotation, molecular function: transmembrane transporter activity. The transcript has 5 exons. Gene Ontology annotation, cellular component: membrane.